AUGGCCGAGAACAAAGAACUGACGGGCAAAGUUGCGCUUGUGACUGGAGGCAGCCGCGGGAUCGGCGCCGCGAUCGCUCUGAAGUUUGCCCAGCGGGGAGCAGACGUGGCCAUCAACUAUAUCUCCUCAGCGACUGCAGCGGAAUCUGUGGCGGAGGCGAUUCGCGCCCACGGAGUCCGCGCCAUGACCGUGAAGGCCGAUAUCUCCAACGAGACCGACGUCGGUGCGAUGUUCCAGGACGUCGUGCGUGAAUUCGGCCGCCUCGACAUUGCAGUGAGCAACUCGGGGAUUGAGCAUUUUGGUAGACUGGACGAAGACACUGGAGCCGAUAUCGACCGUAUUUUUGCGGUCAAUGUCAAGGGCCAGUACUUUGUGGCGCAGCAGGCGUACAAAUACAUGGAGGACUACGGACGGGUCAUGCUGACUUCGUCCAUCUCCGCGGUGAAGGGUGUCCCUCGACACGCCGUGUAUGCGGCGUCCAAGGCUGCCAUUCUGGGAAUGGCCAAGUGUCUCGCCGUAGACUUUGGGCCGCGCAACAUUACUGUCAAUGUCCUUGCAGCAGGAGGCGUCAAGACGGAUAUGUACGAUCAUAAUGCGACCGAGUAUAUCCCCGGCGGGGAGAACAUGACCGCUCAGCAGAUCGAAGAACUGCUUUCUAAAUGGUCGCCAUUGGGUCGUGUCGGACUCCCAGAAGAUGUUGCGGGCGUGGCUGCUCUGAUUGCCAGCCGAGACUCGCAGUGGUUGACUGGCCAGACGUUCCAUGUGUCUGGCGGCGCGUAUAUGACCUGA
Messenger RNA from Penicillium canariense, 789 nucleotides. RefSeq lists its product as uncharacterized. The coding region runs from base 1 to 789 and encodes 262 amino acids. Gene Ontology annotation, molecular function: oxidoreductase activity, acting on the CH-OH group of donors, NAD or NADP as acceptor. The transcript has 3 exons. The record is from RefSeq and is a predicted model, not a curated record. NCBI's taxonomy places the organism in Eukaryota, Fungi, Ascomycota, Eurotiomycetes, Eurotiales, Aspergillaceae.